UCCUCCGUGGCUACAUUUUCUAACAGGUUGGGUAUCUGACAAAGUAGACAGACAGGACCAAAGAGAAGAAGGAGCAGGUUGCAACUCACUGCGUGUAAACUGUAUACGCAUCUAUCUCAACGAAGCUUUGACUUUGUUAAGGUUACAUCGAAAAGGAUUGGAAUUGUUCAAUUUGGACAAAUCGCUAAACGUGCCUUCUCCAACGGAGCUGAAUUAUAUUUAUCGUUUUUUGAAUCAACUUCUGCUCCGACCUUAAGAUGAAUUCCUUGGGUAGUUCUUCCAAAUGGCCAUCUUAUGAUUCGCUGUCCUCUACCUCGAGCAUGCUCUUCAGUGAGAGUGAGCAGACUGAAGAUGAAGCAGAUGUCUUUUCAGAGGGAGAAGGGGACAGUGGUGGAACAAAGUCCCUCUCAGGGGAUGAAGGAAUCCCACGCUGCCCCGAUGAAACUAAGCACCCUGUCUCUUCUCCUGCUGAUGCCAUGUUAGGCUCAUCUUCCGCAACACCAGGGGACUUGGCCUUCGCUCAGAAAGUCGCGGAUUUGCAGAGGUUUAUCUGUCCUUUGCUUGAGCUUCUGCAUGGACUUAAAACUGGAAGAUUUGACAAAGGUCUUUCAAGUUUCCAGCAGAGUGUUGCAAUAGACAGGUUGCAGAGAAUACUUGGAAUUCUACAGAGGCCAGAAAUGGGUGAGAAAUACCUACAAAACCUGCUGCAGAUAGAGAUGAUGCUGAAAAUAUGGUUCCCUCGGGUGAAAUUUCAGUCCACAGUUAUACCGAGCCAUACCACCACGCCCACGGUCCGACCACACUGGCGACAGAAUCAGCUCCACAUGCCCGUUAAGAAGAGAAAGCUGAGCUGGUCAGACCCCGAAGACUGCAGCGAAUUCCCAACUAAGCGCAUGCACAUUCAACAUGAGAGCUGCCUGGCUGCGACCCCACUUAACACCGCUUCCAUGUGCCUUCCUGGAUCACCCAAAAAACAGAGAGGUCCAGAGGACGCAACACAUGAACCCUGUGAUGAACAACAGUGUACAUUCAACAGUUGCAAUUUAAGCAGAAUAAGAGUAAACGAAAAUCCAAGGCAGUCUGAGGUUUCUCUUCCCUCCUCUUGUGAAAGCCCUGCUACGCAGGACAGCUCCGUGUCCUCAAGCGACAUCUUGACCACAGCUGACUCUACUUGGCUAGCCUGAGCUGACCUUGCUGCCACAUGGAGGUGCAAAUGCAUGCCAGCCAGGGUGACAGCAUAGGGUGGACUUCAUUACAUUAGGAUAAAGUUUGGCACAGAGCCAGUGUUUAAUGGCUGUAAGACAUGUAAACACAGAAGAGGAGGAAUAGAAAUGCACUUAUUAACCACUGAAUGUGUCCAGUGCAAUUUUGGAAUUAAUGCACUCUAAUCUCUAAUCCAAGCAAAUGUGUAUCUUCUGUCUGUGAAGAGUAUCAUUUUUGUAUUCAUGUACCUUUACUAAUAUGUUGGAAACGCUUUAAACACUGGUUAAAAACAGGAAUAACUUAUCACUUUGCGUAAGUGUAUAAAUACAGAGGAUUAUUGCAGGUAAAGUUUAAAGCUGAAUUUUUCUUAAGGGACUUGUGAUGUUCAUCAUUCACUUGUUUCUGACAUUUUAUAGACUAAGUUAAUCAACAGUCAAUUUAGAAAAAUAAUUGGCAGCUUAAUUUGUCAUUUAAAAUAGUGCAAUUUAAACUAAAUUAAUAAAGAAUUUAGGAAGGUUAAAAAUAUAAUUUGCCAGUUUAUUGAAUGUAACAUGUGGUGGAGCAAAGACAUGUAGCCGCUCCAAAAAACGUGCCAAACCAAACCAUUUUGCGUCAUCAUAUCAUAUCAUAUCAUCGUAUCGCACCUUACUUCACUACUUUAUUUAUUAGCUGUAAACACACAUACAUUUAAAAAUAUAUAUAUUUCUUUGUCAAUAUAAAGAUAUUGAAAACAUGGUAAAAGAUUAAAAUACUGCUGAGGAAAUACCAAAACGAUAAUAAAUACUACUACUCAUAAUUUGUUUUGUUAAAAUGUUGAAAACAUUUUGUUACAUGAAUUUUAAGCCAUCUUUUUUAUAUUAUAAAGCAGAGGUAAUAUAUUUGAUCCUGUGUACAUUUGGAAUAAAUGUAAUUGCAUCUUGGAUGAUAAAGAGGAAAUGUAGACCUUUCUUCAAAUCAAAUAGUUGCCGUCAUGUUUAUACAACAAAACAACUUCCAUUCCUGAACUCUUUCUUUGUUUGAAAGCAUUUGGCCAUUUGCAGCCCCAUAUUAUAAAUCAGAUAUCAUUCAUGUUGAAUGGUGUUUCAUUUCUGGUGGUUUGACACCAGUCAGCCUUACUUAUGUGAUAGACACAAACAUAACAAGACAUUUGCCUGACAUUUCAUUAUCAAUCCUACAAAGAGUCAAAUGUGGUGCUGUGUAGAUGCAAAGAUUAUUUUCUGAGUUAUGUUAUUUAAAAUUGAAAUGCUGUGGAGAGUUUCAGUCCAGUGAUAGGGUCUUUGUUUUUCUAAAUAGUAGAAAAAAGUAAAAAAUGUAUUUUCUCAGUUGUAUGUCUUCAAGUUAUCUUUGUUUUGGGUGUUUCUUUGUUUAAAAAAAUAAAUAAACUGACAUUAUUGAUGAUUGAUUGAUAAAUGCACACCUUUUUAUAUAUUAAAUUAAUGAUAAUCAUCAAAAUUCAGUGUCUGUGGAUUUUUGGGAAUUACCCAAGAUUUUUUGAUGUCAGUUGAAAUAAAUGUGUCAUGCUUUAA
This is a messenger RNA of Eleginops maclovinus (Patagonian blennie), 2729 nucleotides long. RefSeq names its product circadian associated repressor of transcription a (gene ciarta). Gene Ontology annotation, cellular component: nucleus. Bases 258 to 1184 code for a protein of 308 amino acids. Lineage: Eukaryota; Metazoa; Chordata; Actinopteri; Perciformes; Eleginopidae. Gene Ontology annotation, biological process: circadian regulation of gene expression; negative regulation of DNA-templated transcription. Gene Ontology annotation, molecular function: RNA polymerase II cis-regulatory region sequence-specific DNA binding. The transcript has 6 exons. The record is from RefSeq and is a predicted model, not a curated record.